AGCUUUCGGAUUCAACAUGGCCGGGAAGGUAAUGCCGAGUGGCGGCGCAUUGCCACCUGGAGUCGGAUGACUCGCACCGCGUCCCGAAGGGGUUUCCACAGCCAGUGCGGGAAGUGUUUCACUAUUUACUUCUGCAUGGGCAGCAGGCUUCCUGGUACAUGAACAUGGACAUUUUAAACAUUAUUCCGACCGAGAAAACGGCUUCAGAGACGUAAACGAAACGGAUACUAUCGCAUUCGAAUAAGCCUCUGCUGCUCUGUUGGCCCUCACCAUCAUCAGCAUCAACUAAUCAUCCAUCGUCGACGAAGGUCUUGAGAGUUUGGAGGUGACCACUUGGGACAGAGGUCUUGGCUUUUCAAAUUUCUGUGCCCAUAACAGCAGGAUUUAAACAAGCAGAAUGACCAACGUGGAUUUGCCCAGUUUAAUUAGCGUGGUGCACUAGCGAGGAGCCCGAUUCGACUGUGUCCAAUCAGGCCGCCACCACAGGGUCAUCCCUACGACAGCGCAUCAUUUCCUGCCCUGGUGCAUCUCAGGUCAUGAGGGCCUCCAGGGGUGGAUUAGUGGAGAAAAGCCUCACCUGUUUGGAACCUCAGCUUGCCUCCAGCCUCCCGCUAUGACUACAGCCCACCUGAGUCCACUGGGUCUGUUUUUGGUGUGGCCCAGUUUUUGGCAGCGCCUUUCGCCUCCUGGGCCCUUGUGGCGCAGACUCCCUGGCCCAGACUGUGGAACCUCAGCCUGUCCACAUUGCCUUUCCCCAGGCCUGGCUAGAUGAUAACAUCUGCUCCAAUGCAACCACUCUAUGUGUCUCAAGGCUUAAACUUCCCACUUGCCCACCACCAUAACAGGUAACCUUCGGUAAACUCCCAUCCAGGUAUGAUGGGAAGACGGGGAGCCUUGACUCUCGGACAUGUCCGGUAAUGAGGCAUGGCAUGCAGGAAUGAAGAGUACGCUAAUGCGAAGGCUAAUUACAGAUGACGAGUAACGGCAGUGAGUGGGUUUGUGCUCAGAGGCCAACUAUAUCUACCUACUUUAAAGACACUGGGUUGACUUAAACUGGGACUAAUUAACUUGUGCUGGAAUGGGUGUCUGUGUGUGUGUGCAUCUGCGUGCAGCAUUAGUUUCCUAUUGGGGGGUCAUUAUUAAAAAUAUAGAGACCCUUUAGCCGCAUGUGACUGUACAUGUGACUGACUCCCCCCCCCCCCCCCAAACUCCAUGUGAUUUGCUCACAGGUGCUUGAAUGACAGUUUUUUUGGAGACGCACCAAACACUCACAUAUGAUCUUGCCAUUUCUCAUGUUCACUCUGGCCGUACGUCGCUCACAGCAUCAUCAGCUGCAGAGUGGGGUGGGUGGAUGGGACUAUAAAAUAACCAUUUGAGAUCAGCCAAUUGCUGAUGCGUGUGUGAGUUGUCACAGUGCAGCACCAUAGCGGAGACAGACUGAAUAGAAUGGUAAUCAGGCAAUCAGUGCGUGACCUGGUGGGAGUGGCGUGACGUGCAAUGCCGAGCAUGGCCUACAGGGGGCAGCAGCAGAGGCAGCCUCUGUAUGAAGGGAUGUUGUGGACAUUAUUAAAAAGCAUAUUCUCUAAUGGUCCCAUGUUUAACCUGGGGUCAUGGGUGUUGGCAUUCUAUGGUGGGACAAAUUGGGUAAAGUGGAAACUUAUUUCUAUAUAAAAUAUUGGGACGUAUUGUCCUGCACCCAUCUGCAAUCCAACAUUAGCGUAUUUGUUUUCUCUGUACUCUUCCUUCUUGUGGUCAAAUGGUGAUCUGAUUUUUUUGUCCCCCCUCCAAAUUUUUGGUUUGUUCCAUCUCAUUCACAUCACCCUUUCUUUUUUUUCUCUUUCUCUCCAUUGUCAUGUUCACUCGUUUCAAAGGCCUUGAAGCGUUCCUUCUGGACUCUGGCUACGCCCUGCCUCUCCCCAAAAUCUAUGCGGGCAACAAGGAAUGUUCUUGUACGUUAAUUAUCACAUCUAGUUCUUCUCUGUGUGAGGAAUACGCACUUUCAUCCUGUUAAUACAGAAAGCUUGUAAGAAUUAGCAUAUUUUUGUGAGGGUGGUAAUUGUGGUAUAUAGCAGCCCCAAAUUUCCUACCUCAGACACAGAAGCUUGUUUUUCAUGUAAAUCCACAGCGAAGGGUGAGGAAUGCGCAUCUCUAAUGAGCCGUAAGACCUUGUGGUAUUUUAGCCAUAUUCAUCAUUCAUUAUCUCUUCUAUAUUUGUUAUCAAGGGUAAGACACACUAAAGGUUGCGCAGAUUUAUGCUCACUCUGAAUCUGUGUAGAGGAAGGGGAAUUAUGAAUGUGGUCAUGUGAUGAUAUGUGCUUAGAGGGGUGGGCUGGUUAAUGACAGAUGGACGCUGGAGACAGUUGGAGAGUUUUGGGGUCAGCUGGGUCAAACCUUCAGGAAGGAGGUGGAGCGACGAUCACUUUCCCUCUUCUAGUCUGAUGUCCCCUUAUUGUCAUGAUUAACAUGCUGUCACAACUGGCAGCACACCGGGGCUUUUGGGGGUGUCCUGCUCUGGGUUCGAAAACCCCAGUGCAGGAUGGGUAAGGAGGAGACCAGUGAUGUGGACCGGGGCGGCACCAUUAUGAGAGACUUAAAGAGGAAGGUGGGACAAGAGGUGUGGCUUGUGUGUGUGUGUCUGUGCAUGCCUUUAUGGAGUGUGUGUGUCUGUGCAUGCCUUUAUGGAGUGUGUGUGUCUGUGCAUGCCUUUAUGGAGUGUGUGUGUCUGUGCAUGCCUUUAUGGAGUGUGUGUGUCUGUGCAUGCCUUUAUGGAGUGUGUGUGUCUGUGCAUGCCUUUAUGGAGUGUGUGUGUCUGUGCAUGCCUUUAUGGAGUGUGUGUGUCUGUGCAUGCCUUUAUGGAGUGUGUGUGUCUGUGCAUGCCUUUAUGGAGUGUGUGUGUCUGUGCAUGCCUUUAUGGAGUGUGUGUGUCUGUGCAUGCCUUUAUGGAGUGUGUGUGUCUGUGCAUGCCUUUAUGGAGUGUGUGUGUCUGUGCAUGCCUUUAUGGAGUGUGUGUGUCUGUGCAUGCCUUUAUGGAGUGUGUGGAGUGAGUACCUCUAGCCGGUGGUGGUCUAAGCACACUCUGGCUGGACUUUACUCCUUGUCACCCCCCCCCCUCCCAAUUUUCACAGACAGUCUGAGCAAGUAGUGAGAAGGGGGCAGGGGUGGGUGCUGCAGAGCCACUGAUCGCUAAUUUGAAGAAAGAACGAGAGAGCAAGACACAGAGAGAGAGAGAGAGAGAGAGAGAUAGAGAGAGGGAGUGAGUGAGCGAGCGAGCGCACACUGCCCGCCUGCUUGCGAUUCACUCGCUGGCUGCAUCCUAGAAGACCUCACUCCGGCUUCGAAGUCUCACACUUAUGGAUCCUGCAUGUGGAGCAAGGCGUGCUUCCCCUGCCACCUGUCACACGAGGCUCGGGGGGCGGGGCCUCUGAGGGAGCAACCCCCGCUGGCGUGUGAUGGUCUGCACCCCGCGGGCAAGUGGACUGACGCUCCAGCGUGCGGGGGGGUGGGUAGGGGGUGGCUUCCACGCUGACGAGGGGCUCCGUCUGAAUCGGCUGCUCUCCGACCCCUUCGGCCGCCUCCGCAGGCCCCGUCCUUCCUUCUCUUUGGCUUUCAGACGCUGGGAUUCCUGCUUCCUGUCGCCAGGGAGACCUUUCCCAAACAAGGGGGGUGGGGACCCCCCAGAAGAGGAGAAGAAGAGAGUGGGGGGGCCGUCCCCCUAGUUCUUGAUCUUCGGGCUCCACAUGGCUCCUGCUUGGGGUCCAGCCACGUGGUGGGGGGGCGAUGGGGGCCGAGACGGGGCCCCAGGGGCCAUCUGGCGGGACUGAUAUUAGCAGAAGCUGUGAGAGUCGCACCGGCCGCCCCGUAAAGAUGCAGGUGAUCCAGAUGGUCCGGGAGCUGGUGUCCCCCUCCCGGCGCAGAGCCGCUGCCAGCCGCAGAGCUUCAGACGCGGAACUGGAUGCAGCCGCCAAGCUGGAUCAGGAGCGAGCGGAUAUCGUGUCCAAGUAUGACCAGGGGAAAGAGGGCGCCGUGGUGGAGCCCUGGGAGGACGCCAACUUCCACCUCUACAAGGUGAUCGACAGGUUCGGCUUCCUGCAUGAGACUGAGCUGCCAUCCUACGACUCCGUGGAAGAAAAGCAAAAGCACCAGGAAGUGGAGAGGACUGCGAAAUGGCUGAAGAUGCUGAAGAACUGGGACAAGUACAAGAGCAGUGACAAGCUGGUGAGGAGGAUCUACAAGGGCAUACCCCUGCAGCUCAGGGGUCAAGUCUGGUGCCUCCUACUGGACAUCCCCAAAAUUAAGGAGGAGAAGAAGGACUUUUAUGAGAAGCUGAAGUUACGGGCAAGAGGGACUUCGCCGGAUAUCCGUCAGAUCGACCUGGACGUGAAUCGCACGUACCGUGACCAUAUCAUGUUCAUGCAUCGUUAUGACGUCAAGCAGCAGGCCCUGUUCCACGUCCUGACGGCCUACUCUGUGUACAACACGGAGGUGGGCUACUGCCAGGGCAUGAGUCAGAUCACAGCGUUGCUCCUCAUCUACAUGAACGAGGAGGAUGCCUUCUGGGCGCUGGUCAAGCUGCUGUCUGGGCAGAAGCACGCCAUGCACGGGUUCUUCGUUCCUGGCUUUCCGAAGCUGAUGCGGUUUCAGGAGCAUCACGACCGUGUUCUGAAAAAGAUGAUGCCCAAACUCAAGCAGCACCUGGACAAUCAAGAAGUAUUCACCAGCCUUUACACGAUGAAAUGGUUCUUCCAGUGUUUCCUGGACAGGACCCCAUUCACCUUGACCCUCAGGAUUUGGGACAUCUACAUCCUGGAAGGGGAGCGAGUCCUCACCACCAUGUCCUACACCAUACUCAAGCUGCACAAAAAGCAUCUAAUGAAGCUCUCCAUGGAGGAGCUGGUGGAGUUCCUGCAGGUUACCCUCGCCAAGGACUUCUUCUUCGACGACGACUUUGUCAUCGACCAGCUGCAGAACUGCAUGUCGGAACUGAGGCGUUCCAAAUUGGAGCUGCCUGCCCCAGGUAAAGACGAUGAGUUUCCGAAGAAGCCCAUGGGGCAACUACCCCCCGAGCCCCGAGCCUCUGUUAAGCACAUAGUCAAUGGGCAAAGCCUCAACAUCCAGCGGGGGGCGGAGCUGAAACAAACAGCCGGAGUCUCCCUGGAGCCGAGGACGGAUCUAGGGGUGGAGUCUGAGCACCAGAAGGAGAGCCGAGCCAGCAGCCGGGCGAGGAGGGAUUCUCUGGAGCGACUUGUGCGCCAACACAGGGCAGAGAAGAAGGAAGCUCUCUCUCGAACGUCUGUGGAGGCGGGACCUGGAAGACAGGAGCCGAUCCCAGGCCAGGCAGUGUCUCAGGCUGCUGCAGCGGCCACCACCAAGUCACUAGACCAUUCCGUGGCCAACCAUCACUCCAGUGCCACUUCCGGUACACACAGGGACAUUACCCCCCGCUGGGUGAAGCCCUCAGAGGACAAGCUAGCGGAGGUUGGAAGGGGGCUCGCCCUGUCCUCCGCUCAGGGUGGCUUGCUGCUGCCCUCGCUGAACGGAACUGAGGACUCCCAUUCUAACCAGCGCUGGCCAGCUUCCAGGUCCCGCUUCUACCGGCCACGCUUCAAUCGGGGCUCUAAUGCCUCACAGUAUGACAACGUCAGUGAGUCCGAGUUGGAGAGCCCAGUACAGGAUGAGAUGGAGGUACAACCCGGUCGGACUAUACGAGAAGACAGGCAGCUUCUGCAGCAAAGCAACCCAACCCAAGCUCCCGGGUGCUCCAGAACUGGGCCACAGCCCAAAAAACAAGAGUAUCAGGUUGACGGGCAGACCCAAAGACUGAUGGAGUGUUCUGAUUCCUCCUCAUCCCAGUAUCCUCCAGCACAGCACAGGCUACAGGAGCGGCAGCAUGAUGCAAGCCUAGAAGAGCGCCCUUACAGCCGUGCCCUACGCCCAAACAUGCGACCUUCCCCCAAUACAGCCUCCACAAGCGCCUUCUACACUAGCCAACCUACUGGGUCCCCUCCAGCACCUUCAGGGCACGGUGCCCAGCCAGACAGCACCUACCUGACACAGCCUACCAAACCUGUUGGCAUGCCCAUCUACAUUCCCAGGGUUGACCACGGACAGGAGGGUUGCAUAGCACAGCCAGCACUCCGCAGGCCAGAGUGGCUGGGAGGUGGCAGGGAGUCAGUGGGCCGCACCGCUGAGAACACCCAUCCGCCAUGGACCAUUCCUAAGGCACAAACAUCCCCUGUGCAAGAGUUCAACUGCCCUGUUGGGACAGAGGGCCCUCUCCGAUACAGGGCACAGUAUCAGCAGCUGGUGCCCCCAGCGUACGGAGGACCACACUACAGGCAUGCUCAAGAUCCAUUCGCUAUGCAGGAGUCCAUGUUGAUCUGAGACACAGUCUGGGCAAAAUAUUGCGAUUUAUAUAACAUCUUAUCUGAAGCUGUCAUGAAACACCGUUAGCUUUUGUGGACAGUAUUUUGAACUGGCUGAUUCUUUUUUCCUUAAGCGAUUGUUGGUAAUAAACAGCAGUGCAGUUAAUUUUCUGUGCUGUCAUAAUUUGAAAUGAAAUGUACAAUAAGACUAACUUUAAUAUACUGAACCAUUUACAGGUUCAUUGCUGACACUGAGGGAAUACCCUGCAUAUUUGUGUGUGUAUGUGUGUGUGUGUGUAUAUAUAUAUACACAUACAUACAUACACACCUUUAUUAUUUUUACUGGGUUUUAUUCAGAUGUCUAAUUGAAAGGUGAUUUUAUUUUAUACGAUAAUAUAUUUUUUUCCCCAGAAUCUGAAAUAAAAUAUAGUUUCAGUGUUAUUGUAGCUCAGUGGUUUCAAAUACUGUCAUAUUUCAGUCACGUUUGCACAGCUCGCACCAGCCCUGUAAUCUUACAGAUUGAGUUAAGAUGUAGUAAAGAUGCCGCUUUUUGAUGGUGAAAGUAUAUAUUCACUUAAUCACAGAGUAUCUUCAGCGCACAAGCUGACAUUGUGCAUAUUUUCUGCUGACUCCCUUGAAGAUAGUGUAUUAAUCUGUCUAGAUGCUCCCAGUUAAAUUACUGUCACUGCCUGAUGUUGAACUCUAGAUCAUUGUUGUUAUUUUUAUCUGAAGAGUAAACAGGAUAUUUUUCCCCUGGCAAAGUACCAAUAAUGAUAUACUGUAGACUCAAACUAGAUGGUAAAACAAUGUUACAGACCCAUAAUAUAGACUAAAUUAUUCUGAUAGUGCAGUUUGCAUCUUAUGUGUCACAGAUUAAAUAUCAUAAAGAUGUCUGGGUACACUAACCGCAAUCGGAGUUUUCUAUGUAAAUUGUAAAUGCAGGUGUCUGUAUCUAACAUAGGCUAUAUAAAUUAACAUUUGUUUGUUAAUUAUCCAUAUUCACACAGAACUGGCAGAUCACUGGUAAUAGUUAAUUUCACUUUUUGAUUAAAUGAGAUUUUACUGUCAUAAUUCAUAACUUAGAUUAUACUGUGUCAGGACUGAAACCUGUAAAUGAGGGAAAAUGGAUUCGAGUUUUUGACUUUUAUUAGAGCGAUCGUGAUAAUCCAUGUCAGGAGGGUUAAUUGAAAUGGUAGUUUACAAAUCCGUUCGUAGCUCAGUGUCCUCCCUGGCAUGGAUUACCUGAUCACCCUAACUUUUAUUUCACCCAGAAACAUGACAGGAAGUAGCCCUGUGCCAGAAGAGUCAGUGCCCUUUCCUCAAAAGAUUUUCUAAGACGCUACACUCAUUUAAGGGGAACUGUAGCAUAUUUUGGACUAUAGCAUGUUUCCCGUUUAAUUCUUAUGCAAAUCAGAAAUAAGCUUACGCUUGUGUAGUUCACGAACGAUUAGUUCCUUUUGAAUUAUUCCUUUAAGUGAAUGAAAUAAUCUUGGUCAUUUAGCCGAUUGAUUGAUUUUUCUAUACCUGCCAAUGAGAAAACAUCCAAGCACACAACACAGGAAAAGUCAACGACUCUACACAAAUCCUUCAGUUGAACCAACUCAGAAGAGCUGAUUCAUUGAAAGGAAGUACGGCUCCAGACACUAAUUAGCAAACACUGUCUGUGUCUUCUAACCCCCCCCCCCCCUAUCCCCCCAGGGAGGCCAGAACAUUGACUUAUUUAUCUAACCAGCUGGUCGGUUUAUGGCCGGUGUUGCUUCAUGCUGUAUCCCUGCCAUAUUGUUUCUUUAUGCAGGAUUUUUGGCCAGGUAGACUGUAACGCACACAUGCAGGAUGAAAAUGCAAACAUUAGUGUUUAUGUACAGAUUUUACUAUAAAGAUCUAAUUCCAAUGUUAUUCCUCCUUUGAUUAAUCCCGGGACUGUAUUAACAGCUGGAGCACACUGUACUGUGUCCAGGUUGCAAUUGCUGACACACUUUAUGCAGUGCAUGUUUUUCUUCGCUGAUCUCUGUUGUGCAGGUCAUUAUGGGUAAUGGAGUUCUGUGAACCGUGACUGAACCGCUACGGUACAGCCUCCGUGUAAUGCAUAAACCAGUAAGGCUAUUUCUAAAGGCAGGCAUGUUCAGAUAAAGGGCUUUAGCCAUGUCCAUCAUUAAAAUGCAAGGGUUGCACAUGGAUGCUAUUUGCAUUCUUCACAGCCUUUUGUAAUGUGUAAAAUCUGAUCUUAUACCUGUAAAAAAAUCCAGCUAUGUAGUUUUCUUUCUCUUCAUUAUAUUUGUAACUAUUUUAAUUUACCUUGUAGCCAGUAACCAUUCAUCAACGAGCUGAAUACCACUAAUGAUACCCGGCUCAUUAAACUGUCUAUAUACCAAUAAACCUGAAAUUAAAAUUUUGGUAGUAUAUUUCUGAGCUAUGAUGGUGACCAAAUUGUACCCAAACAUUCAUCACAUCGCAUUACAUUCACUUGCAUUAUACUGAGACUGUAAUCUUCCUUUGACUCAUUUACCCAAAGUGACUCACAACGGAGAAACUUAAAAACUCUUUAUUUUAUUCAGCUGUAUAUUUACUGCAGCCAAGUAGACUGGGUGCCUUGAUAGAGAGGGUGGGAGAAGGUGCCCCUUCCAGGGCCCACCACACACCAAACACCUUAGCACGGCUGCAAAAGGGACAGCAAUCAAUGCCAAAUCUCAUUAAGAAACUGGAGAUGUGCGCUGGGACAAAAAUGUUGUAUCUUACGAGUUUUGAUGGAAUGUGUAUGUGGCGCUUAAGCUGACUGAAGCGAGGUGAAAUUCCGAUUUGUGUGGUUUGAGUUGAGUUGCGAGUACUUGAUUUGUAACAAGUUUUUUUGCGUGAAUGCUAGGCAAGGGAGAACUGUGUCCUAAUGAAUAAAACACCUUUAUUGCA
Molecule: messenger RNA, 9266 nt
Organism: Brienomyrus brachyistius
Lineage: Eukaryota; Metazoa; Chordata; Actinopteri; Osteoglossiformes; Mormyridae
Product: USP6 N-terminal-like protein
Exons: 18
Coding region: 3778-6381 (867 amino acids)
Source: RefSeq, a predicted model, not a curated record